This is a messenger RNA of Cryptomeria japonica (Japanese cedar), 3212 nucleotides long. RefSeq lists its product as uncharacterized. The transcript is spliced from 3 exons. The coding region runs from base 357 to 2966 and encodes 869 amino acids. Gene Ontology annotation, molecular function: protein binding. The record is from RefSeq and is a predicted model, not a curated record. NCBI's taxonomy places the organism in Eukaryota, Viridiplantae, Streptophyta, Pinopsida, Cupressales, Cupressaceae.
CUGCAAAGAAAAAUUGAAUUGUGAAUAUGUGAAGAGAAAGUGUGUUAAAAAAUCCUUGCAUGCCUCAAAUUAUCAUGUUACCUAAAUAGUGAAAAAUGUCCUCGUAUUUCCCAAAUUGCCAAUGUUAAAAUUUAUAGGAGUGUCCUGUGUUCGAAGAAUAUAUAGUUAAUUUAUACAAAAUCAGAAUUUGUAUUCCUGUCACAUGACAGCAUCGGAAUUUCGAAGUAGGGAUUUGCAGAAAAAAAAAUCCUCUAAAUUUUAUUAGAUUUCAAUUGAAGUUGCUUUUGAUCUCCUGCAAAAGCUGAUAAUUUUGCAAUGGUAUGAAAGAUUUGUGAUACGAAUCCGAUCUAAUAGACAUGGACGGACAGGUGGGCGAUGAUAACAAUGGUGGACAAGAUGAUUUCGGAUCGUUAUUCGAAGGGAUGGUGCUGAUGACGCCCUCCCAAGUUGAAGAAACGCCACCUUCGCAAAAUCAACAACAUCCAUUGCCCGAUAAUGAGCCGCCCAAUACUGUAAGUCAGCCCCUUGAUGAAAAUCUCUUCUCUGAUCUUAAUCUUUACUCAAUCAGCGAAAACCCAGUUCAUGAAAAUCAGAACUCUUUAAAUUUGGAUUUAAAUAGAGAAAAUCAAAAUAACAGAAAGGGUUUGACAUCUGCAUCAACAGCCACAUCCACAUCCCCGUCUUCAUCAUCUUCGUUGGUUAAUACAAGGUCAUUGGAGAUUUCUGGACCCAAGCAUGCAUCCCGAAGGAAAAAAAGAAGCUUUAAGAUUGGUUACGGGAGGGAUGAUUUUGUCGAUGAUGGAUCGCAAAAUGGUGUCGGUGAUGGCAAUAAUGAUCAUGGUUAUGCUCAUCUUGAUAAUAACAAUUUAUCUAGUGUUGAGGUUCAAAUGUCUUCUCAAGGCCAGGCAGAUGUUAGUACCGGAGGACUGCAAGGGCAAUUAUUGCCAGUUCAAAUUGAUGAAUCAAGCUCAAAAGCCAUUGAUGAAAUUGAAUUAUCUAUACCUGAAAAGAGUCUUGAUUCUGCUGAAAUUGAAGAAGAGGCAGAUCAGAGGCCCUCUCAAGACGAUUCGGGGAGCUCAAUUCAUGUCCUAGAGAGGGAGGUAGUUGCAGAGGAGAACAGAGGGAAUGAUGUGAAACGGAGUGGUGUAGUAGCUCAAGUAACAGGCCACGAUGCUGUAAUAUUGCAUGAUGAAGAUACCGUCCAAAUUGAAAAACAGAGUAGUCAGGAAGCUGAUUCUGAUACCACGGGAAAGGCUGAGCAUGCACCCACUAGUAUAGAGGCUGAAUCUGAAUCAGCAGAAGUAUUUCUGAUCGAGAAGAAGUUGGAUGAUGUUAAGGUUCAAAUAUCCAGCAAACUGAAGGAGCUUCACGAAAGGGCGGCGUCAAUAUCUAUGUCCAGGAAGGUAGCAGCACAGAGGAGGAGACAAGCAGCCGAGGAAGUAAAUGUUGCAUCUAAUAGGCAUAAGGAACUUGAAAAGGAAUUGGAGGAGGCAUGUGAAAGAGAGGAUUUUGAAAGGGCAGAAACUCUUAGUGAGAGUCUCCUUGAUAUAGAGAAGUCAAAACAGGCAGCAAUUGAUGUGUUCAGAAGUGCUGAGGCAGAUUGUGAUUCGAUGGCUCUAGCAAUGCAGGAAAUACUGGAAGCACAGGUUCAGAUAGAGGAGGAAGGCAUUAAACUGCUUGAGUGUUUACAAAAGGAUGCAGAAGCUUUUGCAGCUGAUCUCAUCAAGAAGGCAGAGAAUAUGGCCGAGAAGGAAAUGGAGAAAUGGGUACUACAGAAAGAGGCAUUGGAGCUACAGAAAAUGGAAGUUGAUUUUGAAACGAAGGUUAUCGAAGAUGCAGAUGAGAAACUCAAAGAAUCAAUAGAUGAUUCUGUUAGGGAUGACAUUGAAGAGAAAAAAGAACUUUCCAAAAAACGAGACUCACUGAUGAAGGAGCUACAAGAUUUACUUGCAUUAGUGAAAGCAAAGGAAGAUGAGAUAUCUGAAAAUGACAGUAAAAUACAAGAUGUUGAGAAUAGGAUUUCUGGUAUGGUAUCUAAAUUUCAAGAUGAGUGUGCAGUAAUGAAAACGAAGUCUGAAACACUAAUGUCAAUACAAGGCCAGUUGGAAUCUAACUCUGAAAUUCUAUCAAUGAAGAAAAUGGAUCUUGACAAAUCUCUUGCCUUGGCUGAAACAAAGAAGGUGAAUCUAAUUAAGUUAGCUGGUGAUGCUGGAGAGGAAGCAAGGGUGCUUCAUGAUUUGGUGGCUCUGAGGAAGUCAAUAGCAUCAUCCUUUAUGGAGUCCAGGGAAAAUAAAGUGAGGCUUGCAAAGAAGGAGCAGCAAAUCUCUGAAGAAGUUGAAGACUUAAGACAAGAGGUUGCAGCUGCAAGAUUAUCUCUUCAGGAGCUUUCAUCUGCCAAAGCAAAUCUCAAUCAAGAGAUUACUUCUAUGAAGCAAAAGAUAUUGUUUAUUGAAAAAAGGGGCCCAGAGUUAGAAGCAGAAAAGAAAGUAGCAGCUGCAGCAAGAAAUUUCAAGGAAGCCGGGCGAGUUGCUGCUGAGGCAAAGAAAUUAAGCAUAGAGAAGGAUACUGUCACCAAUAACAUGGAGAAGGCUUUGUCAGAUUUGCAGAAUCUGGAAGAGGAAAUAAAUGGGAAAGUUACUGCAUUACAAGAGGCUGAAGAUCUUAUCAUGGUAAAGGAAAGAGAGGCAGCAAAGGCAAGAUGUGAGAGACUUCGACUAGUUGCUGCUUCUGCAAGGGAGGAAUGGUCCACAGCACUUGAGGUUGAAGAUCUUGAAGAAGCAGGAAAUUUGCUCGGAGAGGCAGAAGCUGCAGAUUCUGAAGCUGAUAAGCUUCAAAAGGCUUGCAGCUUUGAUGGGGAGCAGUUCAUGAAGAUAUCAAAACAAUCUAUUUCUGUUGCUACAGCUAGUACUCUCAUGGGGAAGCAGUUAACAGAGAAAAGUUCUUGUGUUCAAACUAAUGUAGAAUGAUCCAAAAGUGUUUCGCUGAAAGUGGUCAGCUUGUUUUUCUUAGUAUCAUAUGGGUGGUCACCAAGUUGGACCUUCCAAUAGUUGCAAUCCUAUUUGUAGUCUAAAAUUCAUUUUUCCAGUAGAUAAAAAUUUUAGAAUUUGCUUUUUUUAUUUAGAGUUUCUUUGUCUCCAUUGCAUAUGCUUCAUGUAAUGUUCUUGUAGCAGAGUUUGUAUUUUGAGGAAUAUAAAGCAAUUACCAAUUCUUUA